Molecule: messenger RNA, 1290 nt
Organism: Candidozyma haemuli
Lineage: Eukaryota; Fungi; Ascomycota; Pichiomycetes; Serinales; Metschnikowiaceae
Gene: TIM44
Product: protein translocase subunit
Exons: 1
Coding region: 1-1290 (429 amino acids)
Biological process (GO): protein import into mitochondrial matrix
Cellular component (GO): mitochondrial inner membrane
Molecular function (GO): protein-folding chaperone binding
Source: RefSeq, a predicted model, not a curated record
AUGUUGCGUCUGUCCGUUUCCAGGCAGAUGCUAGCACCCGGCCAGCUCGGUCUUAACGGGGCUCUUUCCAACGGAAUCAGGUGUUUUUCCGUCUCCAGCACCGCCGCCAACCAGAACCAAGGCAAGUCGCCUCUUGAAGUCUUCUUCAACACUUUCAAGACUGAAAUCAAAAAGUCCAACGAGCUUAAAGAAAACAUCAAGGCUUUGCAAGAUGAAACCGGUAGAGUCGCUGAGUCUGAUGCUUUCAAGAAGGCCAAAGAGGCAUACGACAAGGCCCAGAAGGGUUCUUCAGCAGCAGGUAAAAUGGCCAAAAAGACCGCCACUGCUGUUGGUGGCGCUGCCUACAAAGCAUGGGAUUCUCCUGUUGGUAAAGGUGUCAGACUUACUGUUAAAACUGGUGCCGAUGCCGCCGACAAGGCGUUUGACCCAGUGAGACAGACUCAGGUCUACAAGGAUAUGAGUGAUGUCAUUGAUGACGGAUCGCUGAAUAUGUACGGUGGAUUCCUCACAAAGGAACAGAGAGAAGCAUUAAGAAAGAAGGAACUACAAGAGAGACUCCUCAAGGGCAAGGUGUGGAAGCCAGUGAAGGAGAACGAGAACACCUCGGGUGCACUUGUGGCCACGGAACAUAAGGCUAGAGGCCCCAGUGCGUCUGAAAAGUGGGAGCAGUUCAAGUUGAAGAACCCUCUUGGUAGAGGUUUUGUUUACUUGAAGGAGAAGUGGGAGGACAGUGAGAACGGAUUGAUUGCACUUAUCCGUACCAUCUUUGAAAAGGUGACUGGCUUCUUCUCUGAAACCGAACAGGCUAAGGUCAUCAAGCAGUUCAGAAUGAUGGACCCUAACUUCCGUGUUACCGACUUCACCAAGACCUUGACCAACUACAUUGUGCCAGAGUUGUUGGAUGCUUACAUCAAGAACGACGCCGACGUGUUGAAGAAGUGGCUCAGUGAGGCUCCUUUCAACGUGUGGCAGGCUAACAACAAGCAGUUCAUCCAGCAAGGUUUGUUCUCGGAUGGUAGAAUCUUGGAUAUCCGUGGAGUGGACAUUGUCACCUGUAAGAACCUCCAGCCAAACGACACCCCAGUGAUUGUGGUGAGCUGCCGUGCCCAGGAGGUUCACUUGUACAGAAAGGCCAAGACUGGCGAGGUGGCUGCUGGUACUGCUGACCAUAUCCAGAUGAGUACCUACGCCAUGGUAUUUACUAGAGUUCCUGAAGAAAUGGACAACGACGUGACCGAAGGUUGGAAGGUGAUUGAGUUUGCUCGUGGUGGUUCCAGACCAUUCCACUAA